AUGAGCUAUGGUAGUAAUGAGGUCGCUAUACUAAGCUUCAACAGUCUUUGCAAUUUUCGCGGCACGUGGAAUGACCACUGUAGUGAAAUGAAGACUUUGACCACCCAGCGCAUUACGGAAAUGAACAACACGCCCAGCAAUAGCGCCAUUUUUAGUGAUGUCGAGGUAUUCCAUGCUAUCGCUGUAAUGGUCGCGGUCAUAGUGAUCGGGAGCAUCGGGAAUACUCUUGUGAUCUCAGUGCUUUGUCUUAAGAACUUCUCCGUCAAUAGCCGGUGGAAUCAGUACAGACGGCGGAACCAGUCCAAUAUCCCCGAGAACAGCGAAACAGGUGCUUUCGAUCGAGACAAAACUCUAGACUUUUUCAUCCUCGUUUUGGCUGUCUCUGAUCUCCUGGUCUGUGUCGUCAUCAUCCCAUCAACCAUCACUAUGGAGAUCCACCAGUUUCGUAUCAGUGUCGAUGUUCUCUGCAAGCUCUUCUACGUCCUUUUUGUCACCAACACCACCUUCUCCUCCCUGCUCAUCUCCGCAGUGGCGCUCGAUCGGUAUCUCUUUAUAUGCCACUCGCUAAAACACAUUCUCACUCUGAUUCGAGCAAAGAUUCUUGUUUCCACCCUGGCCCUAUUCUCUCUCUGUGUGGGUAUUGCUGCGGGCUGUGUGGUGGGUGUCAAGGCUAUACAUCAUAAUGCAACAGAGGACAAUGUUACAACCAAUUACAUCUGCGAGGAGAAUGAGUACGUUCGAGGGAUUAGUGAGCUUCAAAAGACUGUUUCGCAAAUAAUUAAGUACCUCAACCACGCUUGUUAUCUGGCCUGCAUUCUCAUUGUUCUCAUUCUCUACUCUUGUGUCUUCUGGGCUAUUGUUACCUCAAGAUCUCGUAGUCAAAAACUCACCGUGUCCUCCCAGACAAGCCGACAAAAUGGCCGCAAUUCCAGCCUCCAGGGGAAGUCCACUGCCAAUUCGAGAAUGUCUCGACAACGGAUAGCCAAUCUACCGGCUAAGUUGCGGCAGAAGGCCCAAUUCACCCUACAGAAUCUCCGCUCCGCACUCAUGCUUUUCAUCAUUGCUCUCGUCUACAUUCUUACAUUCGUCCCAUCUCUGGUGAUUGCAAACGGUUGGGCUCCACAAAAUUUAGUGCUUCUCUAUCUCUACUAUGUAAACAGUGCUGCCAAUCCCUGCAUCUACGCCAUCUUUACACCCUCCUUCCGUCAGAUAGUAGCCGUGCUCUUCCGCAACUGUUUCUGCAAGGGUCGAAGCACACAGCCUCCCAUCAGUGGGAGAAACUCAAAACGCUCGGAUCCCGUUGCCACCAUUAAUGCCGGUAUCUCCCACACCAACAGUCGGGCCUUCAGCCGGAUGGGCAGGAAGAAACGGCCGAUUGAGGAGGCCUAUCCCUUUAUUUCGAGGGAGGAGAGAAUGGCUGCCGCUGCCGCUGCCGCCGCCGCCGCAGCAGCGGCGACUGCAACACCCACGGUGUCGAAUAACGAGUCCAAUAUGGAUGCAAGUGAUUUCUGA
This is a messenger RNA of Echinococcus granulosus, 1512 nucleotides long. RefSeq names its product Orexin receptor type. Gene Ontology annotation, molecular function: peptide binding; G protein-coupled receptor activity. NCBI's taxonomy places the organism in Eukaryota, Metazoa, Platyhelminthes, Cestoda, Cyclophyllidea, Taeniidae. Gene Ontology annotation, biological process: G protein-coupled receptor signaling pathway. The transcript has a single exon. Bases 1 to 1512 code for a protein of 503 amino acids. The record is from RefSeq and is a predicted model, not a curated record. Gene Ontology annotation, cellular component: membrane.